AUCAUUGCUUUUGUUUAUUGGGCCUAUACUGUUUAUUGGGCCUUUUGUAAAUUGGGCUUUGUGUAUGAAAAUGCUUUAAAAAAAAGCAGCUAUGGGAAAGUUCUCGUCGUUUUCUGCCUGCUGUCGCUGCUUCCUCUCUCCAACGAGAGCUUUCGUAGUUCUCCUCCUCGCUCUGUUCGAGAUUUUCUAAUGCGAGCGAGAUUAUAUAUAUAUAAAUAUAUGUGUAUAUACAUACACAUACAUACAUAUAUAUGAGCAUAUUUAAUGCAGAAACGGUGGAUCAGUGGAAACUAUGAGCAGAGGGCAACACAUUUUCUUCUUCUGGCCGCUUUACUUUUUUCUCCCGCUCUGUAAUUUCAUAAGGAGGAGUUGCUAAUUCAGCCAUGGAAAUGGAUUUAAUGCAUCAUUAACCUUUUUCAAAAUCAAGAACAGAACCCUGUAUAUCAUCCGUUCCUUCUCUUAUUUUCCUCUCUCUCUCUCCUCUGUUUCGCGACCUUGCUUUCUUUUUUGGUGGCACAAUUUAUGGUGGGUUUUAUGGGUCUCUUUGAUUUACAUCGGUAGCGUCGAAGAAAGGUAAACAGAGAACGCAAGUGUUUGGGCUGCUCUUCCCUCCAUGAAAGCUCCUUCAAUGCAUUACAAUCAUGAGGAGGAGGAGAUGGAGAGUAGGGGCAAUGUUACAGGUGCUGUUUCAAGCAAAUCUCUGGAUAAUCGUCGCCGGGCUAACAUGGAUAGGAGGAUGGAACUGUUGCAAGAUGUUGAUAAGCUGAGGAGGAAGCUGAGACAAGAAGAGAAUGUGCACAGAGCACUGGAGAGGGCUUUCACUAGGCCAUUGGGAGCUCUCCCUCGUCUUUCGCCUUAUCUCCCUCCCGGUACAUUGGAGCUUCUUGCUGAAGUAGCUGUUCUUGAGGAGGAAGUAGUUAGACUGGAAGAGAAAGUUGUCGGCUUUAGGCAAUGUCUAUACCAGGAAGCUCUCCAUACAUCUUCCAAGAGAAAUCCGGGGAGUCCUAACGGCUUAAACGAGAACUCUCCCGUUAGAAAUGGUAAACAUCAUCGUUCGAAGUCUCUGUCUCAUCACCAGUUCAGUCCAUUGUUCUCCCCUACCAAACGACAGCCGCCCCUUGGUAGAAGUGUUUCAAGCAGGAAGCUCUUCUCCUCGGAUCACACAGCUCAUGAUCAAAGCAGAAUGGGGAAUGGCAAAGAUGUUACGACGGGGAAAGAGAAUCGAUCCUCGGUUAGAGAUUCGAAAGGCGAGAAGGAUAAGCGAUCACCCGAGAAGAGGCGCAUAGAAACCAUUUAGACGUUCUUCUUUCAUCAGUCCUUCAAAUCUAUGGAACAUUGAAAAGUUUCUUUCUAUUUCCUUCAUGGUUCAGCUAGACAAUAGAUUUGCAGACCAGGAAAAAAAGGGCAAGGACAGCCAGUUUGAUCAUUUGUUAAUUGGUUCUCAUUGAUGGUACAUAGAACAUGUCAUGUUUCAUUACAUUUAUUUUUUUUUCGGUUAAUGAAUAGUUUAAUUCGAUUUUUA
Tarenaya hassleriana is the source of this 1522-nucleotide messenger RNA. RefSeq lists its product as uncharacterized. The record is from RefSeq and is a predicted model, not a curated record. Lineage: Eukaryota; Viridiplantae; Streptophyta; Magnoliopsida; Brassicales; Cleomaceae. Bases 614 to 1297 code for a protein of 227 amino acids. The transcript has 4 exons.